Messenger RNA from Hepatospora eriocheir, 555 nucleotides. The record is from the annotation of a GenBank genome assembly. Lineage: Eukaryota; Fungi; Microsporidia; Hepatosporidae.
AUGAUAUUAGAUUAUAUAAAUAAAAUUACCUCACUUCUGUCAGAACCAAAGAAAAACAAGAAUGUAGUUGUGCAAAAUGAUUUUAUACCUUAUUUACAUCAAAUAGAUAAUUUUUUUCAGUUAAAAUGUUCUAAAACUAAAUUUUUUAUAGAAAAUAGCUUUAAUUUCGAAGAAACAUUUAAGCACGGUGGAGUGGUAAGUUUCACAAAGGAAUUUGUCGAAUACGGUUGCAUUGAGGACAUGAGGCAGAUAGCUUUUAUAGUCAAGAGUAAAAGCAAUUGGAAUGUUAUUUUACCAAACAAUCUACUUGCUCUAUUUAAAAAAAGAUUAGAUAAAAUGAAGUUAACUUCUGAUGAAAAUAGAAAAUUACGUGAUUUGCUAGAAUUGUUAAACAAGGUUAAUUUUUUACCUGAUUUGAUUGAUCAGAAUUUUAUUAGUUAUGUUGAAAGAUCUAAUAUAAAGAUUUAUCGUCAUUUUAUUUUAAUAGGAAAAGAUAAUCAAGUAAAUGUCGGUAUGCCACUACAACAAGCAAGAUCCUUUUUAAAUAAACUUUGA